Messenger RNA from Sphaerodactylus townsendi, 1290 nucleotides. Its product is annotated as beta-1,4-galactosyltransferase galt-1-like. Lineage: Eukaryota; Metazoa; Chordata; Lepidosauria; Squamata; Sphaerodactylidae. The record is from RefSeq and is a predicted model, not a curated record. The coding region runs from base 1 to 1290 and encodes 429 amino acids. The transcript has a single exon.
AUGGUUCACUUCAGGAAAAGAUUAUACCUGGUGAUCACCGUUUCCCUGGCCAUCACUACAAUAAUGUUCUUCUGCCACAAGAAAAUACAUCUUUCUAUCACGCCAGCGGUGAAGAAAAACCUCUGCCGAGGGAUUCCUGCCCGUAAUACCAUCACACCCUUAAAAGAUAAACGAACCUUCAUUAUUGCUCCAUACUUUGACAACCGACAGAACAACAUGACAAGAGUGAUUGCAAUAGUCCACCACAAAGAGGUCAAGGAACUCUACUGCUGGUUCUGCCACCCAUCCAGUGGUGAAAUAUACAUCUCCAAGGCUGAAAUAAAUGUCCACUCUGAUAGAUUUGACUUUCCCUAUGGUGCCACUGACUUGCGUUGCCUAGAACCAGGAGCUUGGGAGCCACAUUAUGUGUCAAUACAUUGGUCUCUUUCUGGUGAUCCUGACCAGCUACCACUUUUUGAAAUAAGAAACCGUGAUCGUGAAGGUCCACUUGUGAAUUUCACAGUCUGCAUUUCCACCAUGUUUGGAGGAUACAACAAUGUCCUGCAGUUUGUGCAGAGCAUGGAGAUGUAUAAAAUCCUUGGGGUGGACAGAGUGAUGAUCUACAAGAACAGCUGCAGUCCACUGAUGGAAAAAGUACUGGACUUUUACAUUGCAGAAGGGAUUGUUGAGAUAAUCCCCUGGCCCAUUGAUUCCUACCUCAGUGUUGCUUCUCGCUGGCAUCAUUCAGUGGAUCCCAAAGACAUUGGCUACUAUGGCCAAAUCACAGCCUUAAAUGACUGUAUUUAUCGCAAUAUGUAUAGAAGCAGAUAUUUGCUGAUGAAUGACAUUGAUGAAAUUAUUCUACCAGUGAAGUAUCGAGAUUGGAACACCAUGAUGCAGAAUCUUCAGAUGCAGCAUCCAAAAGCUGCUGCUUUCAGCUUUGAGAACCAUAUUUUCCCCAAAAAUGUAUUCAGUCUUAAUGACCCAUUCAACAUUUCCUCUUGGAGGACGGUACCUGGAGUUAACAUUCUGCAGCACAUCCUCCGCGAACCUGACAGGAAGAACAUAAUCAAUCCUUUCAAAAUGAUUGUUGAUCCAAGGAAAGUGGUCCAGACAUCUGUCCACUCGGUUCUGCAGACGUUUGGGGACAGUGUUCAUGUUUCAAUGGACGUUGCCCUUGUCUAUCAUUGUCGUAUUCCCCUACAACCACAGCUGCCUAGAAAAUCCCUAAUUAACGAUACAACACUCUGGAGCUACAAUGUCACACUAGUUAGGAACGUCAGCAAAGUUCUACGACAGAUAGGUCUAUAA